Polistes dominula (European paper wasp) is the source of this 2393-nucleotide messenger RNA. RefSeq names its product serum response factor blistered (gene bs). Gene Ontology annotation, biological process: positive regulation of transcription by RNA polymerase II. Gene Ontology annotation, molecular function: DNA-binding transcription factor activity, RNA polymerase II-specific; cis-regulatory region sequence-specific DNA binding; protein dimerization activity. The record is from RefSeq and is a predicted model, not a curated record. Lineage: Eukaryota; Metazoa; Arthropoda; Insecta; Hymenoptera; Vespidae.
AUAUCUUAAUAAAUAGAGAUCGAAUCUGGGAAAAGAGAAUGGAUCAAGUAAAAGGGAAUUGAAAUAGAUUUUUAUAAAGGGUAAAUUUGUAAGGUCCUUGAUGGGAAGGAUCGAAUUUCGAAAGGGUGGACUAGUUUUUAACAGCGCAGGCUUGCCGUGGUGGGGGUAGAUGGCGCGCACGGGUAAGCGGAGGCAGCGCUUCGAGCACGUAGGUCAAGUUACGAUAGGACCGCGCGCACACAGUUCGCGGGGAGCGCUCGUGUAGUGCGCGUUGUUGUCCCGUGUUCCUCUAGAUGAUCGAUCACGUGGGAAGCAGAGCGGCGGUUGGUUUACGUGAAUUGGUGGCGGCGAUCGAGCUCGAUCGAGGGCUGCUAGUAGAUAAUAAUAAAUGUGUGGGGCUCCGUGAUGGACAACCCUAGCGGCGGAAGGGACGGUCGUUACGCGAAUCUCAGCUACGGCAUGGGGAUGAUCGGUAGCGACGGUGCCACGGAAAUGUACGGGCGAGCGUCCACCUCCCAACUCGGAGCUGCUGCUGUUGCCGCCGCCGCCGCUGCCGCUGCUGCUUCUCAGUUGGGCCAACGUGGUGGCGCCACCAUGAUGCCCGGGGGCGGCCCGACGCCCGGCGUCCCCUCGGUCCAGAGCAGAGGCAUCAAGAGGACCACGUCUGAUGUUUGUUACACCGACGACACUAACGCCAGGCAACAGGCACUUUCCCAACAGCAGCAGCAACAACAGCAACAACAACAACAACAACAACAACAGCAGCAGCAACAGCAGGGUAUGACAAUGUCCGAUUGUGUCGCCGAUAAUCUCGACGAGUCAUUCACGAAUCUUGGACAACCGAAAAAAUCACCACCCUCUAAUGGAAAAAAGACGAAAGGAAGAGUUAAGAUUAAAAUGGAGUACAUUGAUAACAAGCUCAGGAGGUAUACCACGUUUUCCAAGAGGAAGACCGGUAUCAUGAAGAAGGCGUACGAGUUGUCAACGUUGACCGGGACGCAAGUGAUGUUGUUGGUAGCUAGCGAGACCGGACACGUGUACACGUUCGCGACGCGCAAACUGCAACCAAUGAUAACCAGCGAAGCGGGGAAAGCGUUGAUCCAGACGUGUCUGAACAGUCCGGACCCACCGCCUUCUGGCUCCUCCGGUGACCAGCGGAUGUCGGCGACUGGAUUCGAGGAGACCGAGUUGACCUACAACAUCGGGGACGAGGAGCAGAAAGAAGAUGGAACGUCACCCAGAUCGGAUGUUUGCGCAAACGAGAGCGACGGUGAUACAAGCGACGGCGAUUCACCGGUUUCUAAAGAUCUCGCAAAAAAUCAUUCAGGUAAUAUGCCUUCCUUCUCUACCGGAAUCAUAUACCAGAUGCCACAAAGUGUCAUUUAUUCGCCCAGUCCGGGUGUUUUGCUCGGUAUUGGACAAAACGGUCAACCCGUGCAAAUUUCACAAGACGGAGGAAGCACAACAUCGGUGAACUCGUCGCAAGGAAAUCAACCGUUCAUCACGAUACCACUGAACGUGGCAAUGAGCGCUGCUGGUCUUUCAUUGCCGGUAUCUUCGAGAACGAAUUUGUCGUCUCCAUCACCAAAAUCACCAAUCUCGGCUUCAGUGUCUUCAGAUUUGCCUUCCGAUCUUAGCAAAGACAGAGAGUGACACAGGGCAAACGUUGUUAAAGGUAAUUCGCAUUUUCGAAUCUCCCUGUAUCGUCGCAAAAUGUCGGAAUAUUUUUUGAAAGGAUCUCCGAGACUAAAGGAAAAGAAAAUUCAUGAAAUCGAAAUAAAGGAGGUAGGAUCAAAGGAAAAUGAAAAAAAAAUAAAAAUAAAAGAGGAACAAGAGGAAGAAGACUCGAAGGAAAAUGAAAGCAACGAUUUAUCGACGAGAAUUUCAAAGCACCACCAAAAUGGCGCUACGAAUCAGUUAAGGAGAAAACGAAAAACCGAAGAAAUUUGAAACGACAGAUCCGAUUACUUUUCUCAUUUCUUCGAGUUUUUCAUCAUAACUCAAAAAUAGGACUAAACGUGAUAAGUGAGUUUUUCUCUCCCCCCCCCUCUCUUUCUUUCUCUCUUUCUUUCUAUUUCCCGUCAUACAUAGGAUAGAUUUUCUUUUAUCUGAAAAAUGUAUCGAACAAAGAUCAUUCUUACAUUAGAUUAUUUAUGUAACUUUUAAUUUGAGUUCUUGGAUGAAUUAUCACAAGUAGGUCGUCCAUGACACUAUCAACGACGACGACGACGACGACGACGACGACGACGACGACAACGACGAGGAACACGCGAAAGUCGCAUACUUCUUACAUACUAACAUAACUGCUUGAGAUGCGACCCAUCAAAGGCAUGUGACUCUUUCAAUUCAUCGAUGAUAUAUAUAAUAUAUCGUCAAAAAUAACACAAGAAUUA